Molecule: messenger RNA, 754 nt
Organism: Helianthus annuus (common sunflower)
Lineage: Eukaryota; Viridiplantae; Streptophyta; Magnoliopsida; Asterales; Asteraceae
Product: squamosa promoter-binding protein 1
Exons: 2
Coding region: 53-481 (142 amino acids)
Biological process (GO): flower development
Cellular component (GO): nucleus
Molecular function (GO): DNA-binding transcription factor activity; DNA binding
Source: RefSeq, a predicted model, not a curated record
CCUUUAUCUUCACUCUUUCUAUAUAGACGGUAUUCGCUCCUUUUUUAAGAGGAUGGAAACAACAAAAUCCGGAAGGGUAGUCAGAAGCAUGAACAAUAACUUGAAAAACGAGAUGAUGGAAGACGGGGAAGAAGACGAUGAUGAAACCUACGGUGAAAGUACCCGAAAGAAAAAGGUGACGGGAAAGAGGGGUUCAAGUAGUGGUAGUGGUAGUAUGCAAGCUUUCUGUCAGGUGGAAGGUUGUACAAGUGAUAUGAUUAACUGCAAGACGUACCAUCGGCGACAUAAAGUUUGCGAGGUUCAUUCUAAGGCUCCAAUUGUUUUCACCGGCGGAUGCCAACAACGCUUCUGUCAGCAAUGCAGCAGGUUUCAUGACGUAACGGAAUUUGAUGAUGCCAAAAGGAGUUGUCGUAUGCGUUUGGCUGGGCAUAAUGAACGCAGGCGUAAAAGCUCGUAUGAGAAUUUCGGAGAAAGUUCUUGAAUGUUGGAGAAACGAAGGUUGUUGUUCAUGAUGAAUGAAGGUGGCUCACCGACUAGUGAUAUCAUAAGACGUAUAUGUCUAUAUUUGCUAUGUAUUGUGCUCUCUCCCUUCUGUCACGCAUAAGUAAAUAUAAGGAUUAUUAGGAUAUAUAUAUAUAUAACUAAGUGAAGAAGCAGUGUACCAAUCGUACUAUGUGUGUUUAUGAUCGCUUUCUGGGUGCAAAAUGUAAGUAAAGAUAAUAUUAAUGUUGAGAAUCAAGUUCUUCUGAUUUAA